AUGGCGGAUUCAAAAGGUCGAAACAUCCAACCAGAAUCACACUUCCCUUCUCAACAUAAGCUCCGCAAAGCAGCAGCUGAUAAAUUCUGCCCCUUUUCCGGAAUCAUUGUAUCCAAGAACCUCCGACCAACACCUUCAAGCAAACUAUAUCUUUGGUUGUUACAGAAGCUGAGAAGCAGGCUCAUGGCUACAAUAAAGGUUGUUUCUGGUAAAUCAAUGCAAGGCAAAAGUAGUUGGAAUAUGAUGAAGGCAGGGUUGUGA
Oldenlandia corymbosa var. corymbosa is the source of this 261-nucleotide messenger RNA. The record is from the annotation of a GenBank genome assembly. Lineage: Eukaryota; Viridiplantae; Streptophyta; Magnoliopsida; Gentianales; Rubiaceae.